CAAGAAGAAGAAAAAGGAUGAGAAGAGGAAGAGAAGAAGAAGAAUGGUUCACUUGUGAGUAUUCAUGGUCUUUUUAGUCUUAUUAGCAAGAAGAAGGAGUGACUUAGGUGAGGAGAAGAGGAGAAGAAGAACAAAAAGAAAGAGGAGACUAUAAAAAAAAAGUUAGGGUUAGUAUUUUAUUGUAUGAGGUUUUAAUUAAUUUUGUUUAAUAUUAAAUUAAUUUUUUAAAUGUUAAGGGUAAAAUAAAAGUAAUAAAUUGUCCUGUGACGUGCUUUUACGGAAUGUAUUUCGUAGUAUGUCAGAUGGUUUAUUUUGCUAAUUUCUGUCAAAAAGUCUAUUGACAAAUUUUACCUAGUUUUCUUAUUUCCCCGAGAGUGAAUUGCAGGUAGAGACUGAAAGAGGGGAGGGUGACUGAGAUGUUGAGGACUCGGUUGGCAUGGACAACCAUCGGGUUCGCGGUCUCAGCCGCGGCAAUUUCCCAAUUCGUUUGGAAAGAUCUUCUGGUCGAUCGUCACACUUUUUCCUCCGAGAUGAGACAGAAGUUUGAUGCUCUUGAACAAAGAGUUGCAAAUCUGGAGUCUGUUCCUUAUCAGAAUUCAAAUUCUAUUACUAAUACUGAGGCUGAAGCCUAAAUCUAAUUAAGAGCUCGAAUGAAGUUUUGCCUGUUGAGUUCUAUAUCUGAAUUGGAGCCUUAAAUGCUGGUUUUCACUUUUUUCUGAUAUUAACUAGAGAGAAUGUAUCCAUAUUUCGUAAGGUGACAUCAUACUACUCAUUUAUGAGGAAAUGAGAAGUUUACUAUUGUUUUUAAGAAGAAAAAAUGGAGUACAAAUAUGAACACAUGGAGUGGUUUCCUUCCUUCAAAGUUGUGUGCUAAAUAAGUUCUUUGCUACCUUGUUUAAUAGUAAUGUAGAAAUGACUCUUGAAGCACCGUUUAGUUUUAUACUUUUAUUCAAUAAUCAACAGGAAUAUUUAGGCCA
Messenger RNA from Cannabis sativa, 977 nucleotides. RefSeq lists its product as uncharacterized. Bases 417 to 632 code for a protein of 71 amino acids. Lineage: Eukaryota; Viridiplantae; Streptophyta; Magnoliopsida; Rosales; Cannabaceae. The transcript has 4 exons. The record is from RefSeq and is a predicted model, not a curated record.